AUGCUGGUGGGCUCAGCAGCCCUCUCCGUGCCCGGAAGGAUUAGGGGCGACCGUCAGGAGACCGAGACAGAAUUAAGCUUGUUUAUCAGUACUGAAUCUGCACCAUAAACCAGACAUCAAGGGAAACAGUUGAACAAUAACAACCAUGUCUAUUAUGGACCAUAAUCCCACCACUGGAGUAGUCACAGUAAUUGUCAUCCUUAUCGCCAUUGCAGCCCUCGGUGCCUUAAUACUGGGCUGCUGGUGUUAUUUACGUCUCCAGAAGAUCAGCCAAUCAGAAGAUGAGGAGAGCAUUGUGGGUGAAGGGGAAACCAAAGAACCAUUUCUCCUUGUUCAAUACUCUGCCAAAGGACCUCACGUGGAGAAAAAGACUAAGCUGACUCCAAAUGGCACCGAGUCUCGUAGCUAAUUCUCUGCUGCCUCGAAGUCCAUGACGGUUGUAUAAAGCAGAACUGAUACUGUGAAGAAGAGAAAAAUAGAAACCCUUUUCAUAGUUUCCUACGCCUGCCAGCCAAACCCCACACUGACAAUGCAUGCACGGAAUUCUCAUUCCUGCGACUCCUUUCAUAACCUCUUACUUGAAUGUCAUCUGAUUGGAAGUGGAAAUCUCCCCCACAAUGUGAACUGCAAUCUGAACAAGUGUAAAUAGCUGCCUGUUGUUGCUUCUGAUGAAGCUGAGCCUCUCGGAAGGUUCUGUAGAAACAGACUGAAGUUUCAAUUGUUGCGUGUUUGGUGGUUUUUAACACUAAGGAGGCUCAGCUUGAUGGAUGAUUUAGCUUUAAUCUUAACUGCAGUGAAUCUGCCGCUUGCAGUGGGUUUCAGUAUGGAGCUAGUGAUAUAGAACUAUUGUUCUAAGAGGCUUCUCCACAUUCAAGUGGCAAAUGAGCAGUUAUAAGAUUUUCUCUCUUUUUUUCUAAAGUCUAUUAGAUUUUCACUACAAGAUCAAAAACAAUCUGUCAUUAAUCAUGUUUAAGAAAUAACAUUUAUUGUCAUUUCCAUAGCACUGGUUGUUUUUAAAGCAAUUAGGGGUGCAAUGCCGUGAUGCCUUGCUCAGCGUUGGCCCCCAACCCAUUUUACUUUCUUUUUUAAAUAGUCUACUUCAGAGUUGGAAUGAGUUUGGGUAGUCUGGAUACCCAAUGACCUGCUUGAUAGACUAGAAUACAUGAAAUGAAUAAAACGUGUACCUGGUUUUAAAACAUUUACCAUCUGUUUUGGAGUGUGGUAAUUUGUUACAGAGCAGAUGUUUGACCCACCUGUCUUCAUUUACCAAUCAAAAGAAUGGCCUGGCGUUUAGAAGCUGGCAGUGCUCAAAAACUCUUGCUUUGAUGGUCUAAACCGCCAUUGUCUGUCAUCACCAGCAUAAAGGUGGCCAUAGACACACCAAUAAUUUUGUACGAAACAAAUUUUUUUAAAAUAUUCGGUGCGUUUAUGGUGGGAGAUGAGCUGACCAAUAUCAGUAGAAGAUAUCAGUCGGCUCGGUGAGGCUGGCUGGAAAAUUGCCUUUCAAGGCAUCUGAACAUCGGCCAUUGUUGGUGCUGAAUCAUCAGAUAGAUCAGUAGAAUUCUAUUGUUUCUGCCUGUAUAUCGGACAAAUUCAGCUCUACACGUGUUUAAUGAAAUGAACAAUCAUAAUGGUAACGUCUAUGGCCUCCUUAUGCCAUUCUUUUGAACGGGAAGCAGUGUCUGAUGGGAAAGGGUCUAAUUGUGGUUCUCCCUUGUUGCACUGCAAUGUCAAAAUGGCCUGUCUGAUCAUGGACCCAAGUCUCUCUAUUCUGUGUUGUCUUCUUGAUUUGUACUGGAGAAACUGUCUAAAUGUCAUUCACUGUGGAACUAUUUAUGAAUUGCACCCGCAUAAUGUCUUGUUUGUAUUGCUUCCGUCACACACGUGGAAAGACUUUUAAUUGCACUGAAAACAUUGACAGUUGUUCUAAAUGAUUAAAUCAUUGUGAUUUGUAGAACAUUAUUGAUGCUA
Molecule: messenger RNA, 1971 nt
Organism: Xenopus laevis (African clawed frog)
Lineage: Eukaryota; Metazoa; Chordata; Amphibia; Anura; Pipidae
Gene: snn.S
Product: stannin S homeolog
Cellular component (GO): membrane; mitochondrial outer membrane
Source: RefSeq, marked provisional